AUGAAGUCUGCACCCUUACCAUUUGUCGUAGACGAUGGCCUCGUAUUCCUACCACGUGCAUCUCCAGCGCUUGAAUUUUUGUGUGUUACUCUCUACAUAACUCUGGCACUAGUAGCUGCGUGUCGUGAGUUGUCACAAGGAUCAACGUUACAUGGUAGCCAGCGCAGCACAUUCCAGCGACUUAUGGUACUAUUUGCGUUGACGCGCGCUGCCUCUUUCGUAGGCGAGCGUGUCAUCCGCAAUUUACUUAAUCGUGCAUCAUUGUGUCUUUUCUUUAGCCUUGUCCUAUUCCAAACAUUGUUGUGGAUUGACAUUGCCAAUCCAAAGAUCUCAACCCGCUCAAGACGCAUCUGGAUCGCAUUUAUUGUGGCUAACGGCCUCUUUUACGCUGCUGUCUUAGGACUUUCUGUAAUGCACGAGGCCAAGGUAAUUGAGGCUCAGCAUACCAAGUCUCGACUUGAUUCAUCAACGCUUUGGACAGGCGUGCUACCCGUGCUCUUUAUUGCUUUAGGUAGCUUUGUCAGCUCGCUUGGCCUCGUGUACUCAACAUGGAAGAUGCGCCGAAGAGUAGAGAGAGUCCUUAAACCGUCCGGUGAUGGAAUUAGACGACGAUUAGAUGAACGUGUGGAAAAGAAACUUACAAGAGCAUUGAGAUUUACAAGUAGUGUCAUGGGUGUGUGUUCAGUGCUGUUUUUUCUACGAACAAUAAUUUAUGUCCAGCGACCAUUUUCACAUCAAGGAUGUGGAGAUAUUCACAGUCCAGACGUAUGUGUGGUCGUGGGGUACGCUAUUCCAGAGAUUGUACCAUGUGCGCUGUUUCUUGUGCUUAUGUGGGAGGUGGAGCCAACGCUGGAGAUCCCGUCAAGACGUAGUUUAAGCUUUACUAAAGGACGCGUGACAACCGAAACAACGCCAUUGCUGAAACAAGAAGUGUUUCCCCGACCGUUGCUUGUGGCGACGAAAAAGUUGAUGGACGGGAUUCGUGUGACGUCAAAUCAAACAGUCACGCUGCCGUCUUCACCACCCGGCGUACAAAGUGGUUACUUAGCAUCUGGUCGUCGACCAAGCCCGUUGUCCUUAGGUCUUGGCAAUGGUGUCUUGGCCCGGGCGAGACGACGACUAGAAUCGGUGAUGCGACAUCAUUUAGGUGGUAUUAGUGAAGAGCAACAGUCGCACGAUAAAAUUUCUAGGCUUGAUUCAACAAGCAGUGUAGCUUCGCCUUCGGAAUUACUUGAAUUUGACACAAGAACGAGUUUUAUGACUUUCAAUGAUGGAUCUCGAAACGAUGAAUCAAGGUCUCCGACGCCCCGCGCCUGGCUAUCGUUUCAGUGCUUUAAUUUGACUUUGCCAUCUAAGUCAACUGUUCGGCCAUCAUCAUUUGUUGUGUUGCAACAAUUAAAUUCCGAGACAGGUACGGUGAUUGCGGAUAUUGGCCAUACCGAGGUUUCAUAUUCCAAAGACCCAUGCUUUCACACGAUGCUACCCGUUGAUAUGCGUGAACAAGAUGUACUUCGCGUUUCGGUGUAUUCAGUAAGAAAUCCAAAAUCUUUGGAGGACUUGAAUAGUCAGUGGCUUGUUGGCGACCCAGUUUUUUCACUAUCAUCAUUUAUGAUAGGCUCAGUACCUGCAAUUGGACGGGCAGCCAUUUUGUCUCUCUAUUCUCCUUUGUCACGAACUCGAUCCUCGGGUGAGAUUGUUGUCCGAUGUGAAGCAGAGGUUAAGGGUCUACAUGCUGGAAUGUCUAGUGACGGGCUUGAGCGUAUCACGCGGUCAUUUAUGUAUAUUGGUAUUCAAAACACAGGCAUAGAGGACAGCCUUAAUAACAACGACUCAACAUUAUCUGAGAUUGCCUUACAGAUGAUCAGUCUUGCGUCUACCAGUCAAAGGACGCACGGUAAAAUGCUGGUAGAAGAAGAAUUGAUCGAGAGUGUAUAUACGUGGGAAGUCCCUUAUCAAUUACUGCAAUUGAUUCUAUCUGACUUACUAAUGAAGCUUGAUAUACUAAAGCGUGAAAUUGCUUUUGAGAAUGGCAGCGAAAGCUCCUCGUCGACUCCUUCCAGCCAAUUUUCCACCCCUAGCGUUGGUGGCCGUUUAGCGCCACCGAUAAAUUUGCCACUCAACGGAGGACUUUAUGCUGUGCAAGAACAUGACACUGAGGAAGCAAUGAAAUCGUUAGGACAGACAGAUCCGCUAAGAUCGACCAGUUUAGAAUUAAGCUCUUCCUUAAAAUUGGAAAAUCGAGUUAGACCAGCAACUAGCAUUGGAAUGCUUUCGGAAAUGAUCAUACAAAUCCAAGACGAUGCUAUCGAGCGGAAGAAGCGAAAGUGGCGUAUGGAUCUAGUUAAAAGAAUGGAGCAAUAUAUCUCCGAGGUCGAAGACUCUAUUCUGCGAUACGGAGCCACUCAACAUGCUGGACUUACAUUUAAACCAAGUACAAUGAAAGCAGACGCAGACCUACGUUUCUUAGCGCUUAAUCUUCAUCAGCAGUUGAUGACUGUUGGUAACGCAGCACCUACGUCUACCAAAGAUGUUCAGCACGGCGACGAAUCAAGCGCUGUUCGCUACGCCCGCCUCGUCAAUUCGUUUGUCGGAACUCUUGUGUCAUCGCCGUAUCAAUCGCGAGAAUCGAGCGUACGUGGGCAGCAGACUGAUCUGGAUUCCGUGCAGUUUGUGGAUGAUGAAAUUGCCGAUGAUAGUGAUACUGUUUCGCAUUUGCCGACGGAAGAAUUACCACUGGAGCCUGUUGAGGCAUUACGUCGACGAAUGAUUUCAUUUGAUUCCGCAGAAACAAUUGUCAGUAAGGGAGCUGCGGGACAGGGUGAUUAUGUUCCUUCUGAGCAGCGAAAGCUGGCAGAGACCAUUGUCGCGAUGGGAAUAACCGAAGAAGAGUUCAAAAGUAUUUAUGGGCUCGACGACAAUGUUGAUACUUCGAAUGCAGUCGACAUUGGGUCCAGAAUAGUUAUACACGAAUCCGAUUGUGACGAUGUGAAAUGCUAUUCAAGGUCGCUUGGCUCAGUAUCCGGUAUAAAUAUGAAGAAGAAAUUGAUGGCUAUUGAUACGAAUGCAACAGGUCACCCUCCAUUUUACAAACACAGAAUGUACGGAACGACAACAGUUGGAGCAUUUGCGGCACACGUGUAUGGGUUUAAAAGCGGUGGUGUGCGGCAAAUGCGUGAAGAACUGGAAAAGUUUCAAGCACGAUCAGUAAAAGCCGCGCAGGCAAGUUCAGAUCUCACGAUGGACGCUUUAGAGCGUAAGUACAAUGAACUGAAGUGGGAUGUAGAGCGCCGACUUGAAGUAGCGUUUUGUCAGGCGAUGAGCGCUCUUGUCACAUGUUUUCAGCAAACGCUUUAUGUGCAUACGCACGACCACCGGGAUUUUGGGCCUUAUCCACUUAGAGCUUGCGGAAUCGACUACCUUGAAAUGCUCACGAGAGUUGGAUUUCUUUUUUCGGUUGAAAGCCUAUUAUCAACGUAUGGUAAUGAAUUAGGAAUGUUAGGUGACACAGAGGCAGCUGUCAAAGAACUUGGGCGCGUUCAAAUUAAGCUGCGGCCUGUCAAAUCACCAAGAGCAGCCGCUUUUCGUGUGUCCAUUACAUCUGGACCUUCGGGCUUCGUGAUCGAACUUCCAAUCAUUACGCGCCAAGCAGGUGAAUUCCCUCAUCGUAGUAUGCAUCGAGUUCCAGGUCAAGACGCAGUGUCUGGAGCUAUCUAUCUUUGGCUAUCAACCCCAGAGCAAAAGAUGCGCGCAAAAUUUUUGUUUCAGAAGCUAAUCCGAGUUGUACCCGUGAUAUUUUCUCAGGGAUUGAAUGAAAUGCAGACAGUUGCUAAUACGGUCGGCAAAGCAUCUGUCCAAAAAGACAUUAAUGCUGAAAACGUGAUGGAGCUUGAGGCGUAUGUAAAGAACUUUACUGAGUGGGUUCAUAAAAAACAGCGUCGAGACGUGUCAUCAAUUCCGAUUUACAGUACUGAAGACCUCGAUCGUAUUCAGACGUCAUUGAUUGCUUUGAAGGUGAAUAUUCAGCUUUCUGGUCGAUCCAAACGGAUGGCCAUUCUCAGUCUGUCAUCAUCCAUCGCCCGUUGUGUUGGGGGCGGUCGAGUCACGAUGUGCAAGUCUGCAAAGGAUCGGACAUCCAUGUCGAUCACUCUUGAAGAGGCAAACUUGCUUGUGCGUUCACAUGGACUUGUCGCUGACGAUAUGGAGGCCUUUACAAAUCUGCUUCGCACGUACGGUGUUCGUCGUGAAAAUGCACGGAAGAACAUUGGAAAAGCUCAAUAUUGUUUCAGCGCGUUGCAAAAUUAUAUGCUGCCGCAAGAUUAUCAAUGCCCACCCGGCACAGGAGGUGGCAGUCGAGCGUAUUCGUAG
Plasmopara halstedii is the source of this 4365-nucleotide messenger RNA. RefSeq names its product Inositol-polyphosphate 4-phosphatase. Bases 1 to 4365 code for a protein of 1454 amino acids. Lineage: Eukaryota; Oomycota; Peronosporomycetes; Peronosporales; Peronosporaceae. The transcript has a single exon. The record is from RefSeq and is a predicted model, not a curated record. Gene Ontology annotation, molecular function: phosphatidylinositol-3,4-bisphosphate 4-phosphatase activity. Gene Ontology annotation, cellular component: cytoplasm.